AUGGCCUCCCGCUGGGCAGACACCGAGGCCGACAAAGCAGAAGCCCUCCGCCGCAAGCAAGAGAAGGAAGAGAAGAAGCGCCAGAAGCUGCAAAAACAGCAACAAGCUGAAGAAGCAGCCCGCCUGGCUAAAGCACCCGGACAGCGGCCAGCUAAGCGCAGACGGCUAUCCAGUGGCGAGGACGCAGCCGACGCGCCAACAGAUUCACCACAAGAGAGAAAACUACUCAGAUUCGACGGCGGAGGAUGGGCGCCCUGCCGCCACCGCUCAAACUUUGAGACGCUGAAUCAUAUUGAAGAGGGUAGCUACGGAUGGGUCUCGCGGGCAAAAGACAUCACGACCUCGCAAGUCGUCGCCCUGAAGAAGGUCAAGAUGGACUACAGCCAAGACGGCUUCCCCAUCACCGCGCUGCGAGAAAUCUCCAUUCUGCAAAAAGCGCGGCACCCCAACAUCGUCGACCUCAAAGAGGUGCUGAGCGGUGAUGCGCCCGAGGAAUGCGUCCUGGUCUUGGAGUUCCUGGAACACGACCUCAAGACGCUGCAGGAAGACAUGCACGACCCCUUCGUCGCGUCAGAAGUCAAGACAUUGCUCCGCCAACUAGUAUCUGGUGUCGCCUUCCUGCACGACAACUUCAUCAUGCACCGCGACCUCAAGACAUCCAACAUCCUGCUCAACAACCGCGGGCAGCUCAAGCUCGCAGACUUCGGCAUGGCGCGCUACAUCCCCCCUUCAAACGCACCCUUGACCCAGCUCGUCGUAACGCUGUGGUACCGCGCCCCAGAGCUCCUCCUCGGCACCCCAAACUACGGCGCCGAGGUCGACAUGUGGAGCGUGGGCUGCAUCAUGGGCGAGCUGCUGCUGAAAUCCCCCCUGCUGCCCGGCACAAACGAAGUCGACCAGCUCUCGCGCACAUUCAGUCUCUGCGGGCUCCCGACAGAAAAGUCCUGGCCAGCAUUCUACCGCCUGCCCAACGCGCCCUCGCUCAAAUUGCCCCGCGAGCAGCGCACCGCCCAGGCCUUCGACCGCGCACGCUUCCCCUUCCUGAGCAGCGCGGGCGUCGCCCUGCUCUCAUCGCUGCUCAGUCUGAACCCCGAGCUUCGACCCUCCGCGAGAGACGUCCCCGGCCAUGAGUACUUCAGGGAGCAGCCGAAACCCAAGCCGAGCGAGAUGUUCCCCACGUUUCCGAGCAAGGCGGGGCAGGAGAAGAGGAGGAGGGCGAGCCCGAGUGCGCCGAAGAGGGGCGAGGCGUCGGCGCUUGGCAGGGUGGAUUUCAGCGGCAUCUUCUCUGCGCAGGAGCAUGGUGAGAAGGGGGCGGGGUUCAUGCUGAAGAUGGCGUAG
Didymella exigua CBS 183.55 is the source of this 1338-nucleotide messenger RNA. Its product is annotated as Pkinase-domain-containing protein. The transcript has a single exon. Gene Ontology annotation, biological process: regulation of mitotic cell cycle; protein phosphorylation. Lineage: Eukaryota; Fungi; Ascomycota; Dothideomycetes; Pleosporales; Didymellaceae. Gene Ontology annotation, molecular function: cyclin-dependent protein serine/threonine kinase activity; ATP binding. Bases 1 to 1338 code for a protein of 445 amino acids. The record is from RefSeq and is a predicted model, not a curated record. Gene Ontology annotation, cellular component: nucleus.